AAAGUGACCAAUCACCGGCCGGGACGGAAACUUCCGCCACACCGACACAGUGUGUUCCAUUGUAAGUGCUGUUCCGAAAGACAACUGUGAUUGUGGAAGUACGACGCCGAAUUCUCUCAAAUUGAAAUCCAGUGUUCUUGGGACUGUUGCUGUUUUAGACAGAUCGAGGUUGCCGUGGCUCACAAAGAAAAAGCAACCGGUGGGACAAACCGCGUUGAUCUCACCGCAGGAAUUUCGCCGUCAUCUCCAACACAUUGCUGCGGAGCUAGCGCUACGGCUAACCAGCGGUAUCUGCGAAUUUCUCUGUGAUGCUAAUCUGACAGAGGUUUGUAUGAAUGCGCCACUUGGAGACAACUCGCUUCGAAUUAGCCGGCCGUCAAUUACGCAUUGCGAGGUCUGCUAACUCCCCAAAAACUGGCUAUUUAGCGGAGUUAGCUAGCUAGCUAACUAGCUAACGGUGUCGGGCUCGACGUUUGGACUCGACGCUGGGCACCUCGCUCGGUUUAAGCAACUUGUUAUUGUUUGUGGAGCCGCUCGAAGGCCGUCGCGGUGCCGCACGAUGAAUGGCUUCAGCACAGAGGAGGACAGCCACGACGGGCCGCCGGCCCCGCCGUUCUACGGCCAGAGCUGCUGCCUGAUAGAGGACGGAGAACGCUGCGGCCGCUCGGCUGGAAACGCCUCGUUCAGCAAGCGGAUCCAGAAGAGCAUAUCGCAGAAGAAACUCAAACUGGACAUUGACAAGAGCGUGCGGCAUCUCUACAUCUGCGACUUUCACAAGAAUUUCAUCCAGAGUGUUCGCAAUAAGAGAAAGAGAAAGACCAGCGACGAUGGGGGAGAAUCACCAGAUCACGAUGUGGAGGUGCCUGAGGUGGACCUUUUCCAGCUGCAGGUCAACACACUGAGACGCUACAAGCGACACUACAAAUUGCAGACCAGGCCUGGUCUCAACAAGGCACAACUGGCAGAGACGGUGAGUCGUCACUUCAGGAACAUCACUGUGAACGAGAAGGAAACGCUGAACUACUUUAUUUACAUGGUGAAGAGCAGCAAGAGCCGCUUGGACCAGAAAGGGGACGGAGGGAAACCACUGGACUGACCACUCCCCCAAAGCCCCCACCACCACAGCAGCUCCCAACUACACACAAAAACCUGAAGAAAGAAAAUGUAUCGCAGCAGCAACCAAAACAGGUCCACCUGCACAGCUUUUGCCCCCCCCUUUCCUUCCUCUGUGAGGCCCAAACACAAACCUUUACUGUCUUCUGAGAGCGAUUUAAAAAAGAAAAGUGGAGGAGAAGUGGAAGUGGGCUGACUCUGCUUUGACUAAUUUCGCCUGCUUGUUAAACGCAGCGUCAUAUUAUCGCCACACUUCUCAUCCUCCGAAGUAUUUACUCCACACAGAAACCAGGUCUACACAGACUGUCGAGGACCAGGACUCUGCAGAGUUUUACAUCCUCCUUCUAUAUUAGUCUAUAUGUGCGCAAACGGCAUCCGAUCACAAGCUACACGGCGGAGAUAUAUGUAUGAUUUAAACUGCCUUAAGAUGAGAAACAAUGUUUUUCUUUGGUUUGCUGAGUCGACAUUCAGAGGGGAAGGCGGCUGGUGCCAAACAAGGAACUGAUCUAAAUGUGAAUGUGGCUGGGCAAGAUUCUGGUGUUUUUUUUUCUUUGUGUGUUU
This is a messenger RNA of Menidia menidia (Atlantic silverside), 1674 nucleotides long. Lineage: Eukaryota; Metazoa; Chordata; Actinopteri; Atheriniformes; Atherinopsidae. The record is from the annotation of a GenBank genome assembly.